AUGCCGCAAAAGCGUGCGGUCGUUGUUAUCGUUCUCAGUGUCUUGCUGAGUGUAUCUACUGAAGAGCCACCGAUUACGUGGCCAGAUCCACGCCACUUCCAUGCAAAUGUCGAUCGAAGAGAUGGCAAAUCAUUGAGUCUCUCCUGGCCUGUGAGCCAAUACUGUCCACAGAAUGUCCUCCAGAAUUUGUCAGUAACCAUUACAAAGGUUGGAGAUAGAAACUUCUCCAAGCAUAUCACCGGGAAAAGUGAACACCUAACUGUCAUACUUGAACAAGUUGAAGCCGUGUAUCAAGUCACGGCCAUUAUGAAGACUCAAUUCAAUAUGAAGGGAGUAUCUGCCAUCGCGACCAUAACAACGGGCGGUAGCCCUCUCUUUGGCUCUCACCUCUCACUACCGGUUCAGGAGAUUUCUCAAGCUCGUGUGGUCGGUGAUGGUCCAUACGUAGUGGUAUUAACGCACCAAAUUACGGAGAAAUGCAUGCUGGUCAUAUAUGAUGCGACUUCCGCAAACUACACGAUCGAGGCAAUGAAUCUCUGCCAGAAUGGGCAACGUGCGUCACUGGCAGUUGUUCUGCCAAUAGAGAAACGACCGUUGAAUUUCCUUCCUAAACUGAACCUUCUUGAGUUCGCUAUCCCAAGCAAAAUACUUGAAGGUCUUCCAAAGUUCGAUGUCAGAACCUACUCAGUUCCCAACAAUUCGGAUUUGGAACUUGAUCCACCGUGCGAUAUCUACGGGAGGUUGGUGCUGAUCUCACCCGAGACUGCUCGCCUCACUGUCACCUUCCGUCCACCGACUUCGCAUCCUCGAUUGAUCCAUAACUUCACUUUUGUUUUCAGUCAUACUAACGAGACAAUUGUUUUCGAAGUCAUUGACGGUAGGGAUUUUUCAAAAUACCGUAACAGGAGUGUCAUUCCGUAUAGCAAGAUUCAACAAGCUCAACAGGAGAAGACCAUGCAUUUCGAGGUUGCUCCAAAAACACCCUUCGGCUACCCAGGCAACUACACUGUCACAGCGUUUACAAAUGACGCCGUGACGAAAAGAGCUGUUUACCCCAUUAUUAUGCCUAAGUUCUUCGCCUUGCAGCCCUCACAUCACGAGAUAUCAGUCUUCUGGUAUAGCGUAACAGUUAAAUGGGGAAAACCACUGAUGUUCAAUUCUUCUUGCACUUAUCGCGUGAAGGCGGAUCCAUACAACACGGGCGCAGUCAGGCAGGUUCAGCAGCCUCUGUACGGCAGACAAUGGGUGACAUUCGAUAACCUCUCUCCAGGAGCCAUAUACAGCAUCAAAUUAGAAAGCACCUGUACUGGAAGCAAGCCCUUUUGGAUUCACCUAGGUGAUGCUGAAACCGAUGCUGGAGCACCGGGAACCCCAAGAGACGUGAAGUUGACGCUAAUUGGUCCAAAAACAGUGAAUUUAACCUGGAAUCCGCCGCUUUCACUGCCGGGUCGACACCCCUACUAUGAAUGGCGUUGUGAGGCCAAGAAUAACAGAGCUGUUAUUAGUGAUAAAACGGAAGACACGUAUACGCUUCUCGAAAAUAUUGCGCCAGGAGUUCUGUCGUGCACAGUUCAAGCAGCGAUGAAGACAAAAGGCUUCAUGGAUAAGUAUGGCGGUGUUAGCAGUCCUGUCCAGCUACUUGUGCCAUCUCCAGAUCUUCCACAAGCACCGCCAGUUCAAAUCAUUCUAAUUGACGAGAGAACAGUGGGCUUAAAUUUACUCCCAGUACCCCGAUCCGAUGUUCUUGGAUUCAUCGUAACUGUCGAUUCAAAUCUCACGAUCUCCUUCUACCUUAAUGAAGCUGAUGGACCCUUUUCAGUUAAAAAAAUGGGCACCCCAACCGCAAAGGCCUUGCGUACUGGCCCAGCGAGCCUUACUCUCACAGAUUUGACGCCGUAUCAGACCUACAUCAUAAAUGUCACAACCCUAUUCACCGUCAAUUACAAUACGACAAGUAGUUAUAUCGUUCAACCCACUCCACCAGAGUAUUGGACCACCAACGUGUCAACCAGCACCCCGAGGUGGACUACCACACAACAAGAACAACCUCCUUCCACGACUGCUACAGUUGGCAAAUACCAAGAUCCUCCUGCUCGCUGUUUUCGGGUGUGCAGGUUCAUUUCUUCUAGCCGCCACCUCCGGGAUACUUUUGCAGAAAUGGCGCCGGAAAAACGCUGCAAAAAUGUUAAAAGAUCCUCCUCCUGCAGACUUACCACAGUUUUCGGAUGA
This is a messenger RNA of Echinococcus granulosus, 2229 nucleotides long. RefSeq lists its product as hypothetical. NCBI's taxonomy places the organism in Eukaryota, Metazoa, Platyhelminthes, Cestoda, Cyclophyllidea, Taeniidae. The record is from RefSeq and is a predicted model, not a curated record. The coding region runs from base 1 to 2229 and encodes 742 amino acids. Gene Ontology annotation, molecular function: protein binding. The transcript is spliced from 14 exons.